AUGGUGGAAGUCUUUCUGAUAGGAGUGUUUCCUGGGAUCUGUGUAAAGUGUUUCCAGGAGUUUCUCACUGGCAUCGGCCUUGAUUCAGGGAUAAAUUUCUACUUGCUGAGUAAAAUAGAGGCAAGUAGGCCAAAAAAGAAAGCUCAGACUUUCUCAUUCUGGCUGCGUUCAGCUGAGAUCCCCUACCCUGGAUGUGAAUUUCUGUUUCCUCAGGCUUCCAUGAUGUUUGCCCAGUGCUCUCGGAAGUGUGCGAGCUCCGUGCUGCUGAUCGUGCUGCUGUGCUGCAUCCUUUCUCAUCCAGCACAAGCCAGCAAGAGCUCAGAGGACAUCCGCUGCAAGUGCAUCUGUCCCCCGUACCGGAACAUCAGUGGGCACAUUUACAACAAGAAUGUGUCGCAGAAGGACUGCAACUGCCUGCAUGUUGUGGAGCCGAUGCCGGUGCCAGGGAAUGAUGUGGAGGCCUACUGCCUGCUGUGUGAGUGCAAGUACGAGGAGCGCAGCACCACCACCAUCAAGGUGAUCAUCAUCAUUUACUUGUCCGUGGUGGGGGCACUGCUGCUUUACAUGGCUUUCCUUGUGCUGGUGGACCCUCUGAUCCGGAAGCCAGAUGCUUAUACCCAGCCCCUGCACAACGAGGAGGAGAAUGAGGAUGUGCGCUCCUUGGCUGCAGCCCCCACCCCGUCUGGCGCUAGAGCCAACACGGUGCUGGAGAGGGUGGAGGGGGCCCAGCAGCGCUGGAAGCGCCAGGUGCAAGAGCAGAGGAAGACAGUUUUCGACCGCCACAAGAUGCUGAGCUAGAUCUUCGAGCUACGCGGCACCACUUCCCGAGAGACAGGGUAGCUCCGCUGGUCGAGACGGACAGCUAGUCAUCCUUCAGGCCAUCCGUGGUAUUUGACUGAAAGCUCUAACCCUCUCUGAUUUACCGUCUCCGUAGAGAGAAGCAGACCAAAAUGUUUGCCUCUGGUUUUGUCCCCUUGCCCUCUACCUCUCAGCCCAGAGGCUCCUUAACCCUUGCCCGGCUGAGACCUGCACUGAUCGGUAGCCCCGUGGCUGCAUGUAAAUGGCCGUGUGCAGCGCCGCUGCCCCGGUCGGUCGCGGGCUGGCUCGAGGAGGGGCUGCAGCUCCAGCACGCGGUGCUGGGACUGAAGUCUCGGCCAGCCCACCCCCGCAUCGGAGACAGGGCUCUCGGUACGGAGCGUUUGGAAGCUGGCUGAGUCUUCCUGGGAUAAAAACAGCGGGAUAAUUCUUAUGUGGAAUAAAUUAUGUAGCGCUCCUCCAGGAUGAAGAAGCCUCCUCCUUCUCCAGUUUGCACCAACGUUAACUGGGCUUCGUGGUGCUCAGACAAGUGCGUUGCACUGGCAGGAGCAGGAGGGGUCAGUGGUCAGCUGCUCCUUGCACUUACCCUGGUGUAAACAGAGUGGAUUUCCACUCUUCCGUGGAAUCUAUCCAGAUUUACACCAGCAUAACUGAGAUUGCAGUUUGUUUCUGUGUAAGUGAAUAUCACAAAACUGAUUAGUACAUUCAGAAGAGACCAACAGGUAAAAAAGGUUGAUUUACAGUUACAUCUUUUCCUGCUUUGGCAGUGCAUAAAAACAUACUGGGGUGAAAGCUUUCCAUUUGUUACCCACAUUGGUAACCCUUGAUGCUUUCACAGUGUGGUCAGGAGCAUUUGUGUCUGAGAACUGAGGCAAAGGCUCUACUGGGGCACUGUAAACACUUGUCUGAGUCUUGGGACCCUGGAAAGGGGACACUUGUGCUACUCAAAACACUCCAAGAGCUCUGACUGUACUUGGGCUCUGUGGAGGAACCUGAAGUGAUUCUGCAAGGUGUAUAUUGAUCCCACUGAGAACACUUAUGAUGUCAGGAAGGUGCUGGAGUUUAUCAUGUAGCAUCUCUGUAUUAAAUGCAGAUAAAGAUCUAU
Messenger RNA from Tyto alba (common barn owl), 1921 nucleotides. It is a transcript of the gene TMEM9, whose product is annotated as transmembrane protein 9. Gene Ontology annotation, cellular component: lysosomal membrane. The transcript is spliced from 5 exons. Bases 1 to 798 code for a protein of 265 amino acids. The record is from RefSeq and is a predicted model, not a curated record. Lineage: Eukaryota; Metazoa; Chordata; Aves; Strigiformes; Tytonidae.